Molecule: messenger RNA, 3282 nt
Organism: Equus caballus (horse)
Lineage: Eukaryota; Metazoa; Chordata; Mammalia; Perissodactyla; Equidae
Gene: FTSJ3
Product: FtsJ RNA 2'-O-methyltransferase 3
Biological process (GO): maturation of 5.8S rRNA from tricistronic rRNA transcript (SSU-rRNA, 5.8S rRNA, LSU-rRNA); rRNA methylation; maturation of LSU-rRNA from tricistronic rRNA transcript (SSU-rRNA, 5.8S rRNA, LSU-rRNA)
Cellular component (GO): nucleus; preribosome, large subunit precursor; nucleolus
Molecular function (GO): rRNA (uridine-2'-O-ribose)-methyltransferase activity; rRNA (guanine) methyltransferase activity
Source: RefSeq, a predicted model, not a curated record
AAGGGGCGGAGUGUGUGGAGAGACGACAACAGAUAAUAUGGGACAUGAUGGGAGGGGGUCCGCGAGGCCAGGCGCUUUGGGAGAUGAUGAAAAGGGCACAGAACCCCUAAGUGUUACUCUCUAGAAACUCAGUUUUAGUCCAAGUAGUCUUCUCUCCUUUUCCCAGUUUCCAGCUUUUAAGAUGUGGGAACAAAGGAUUUAUACAGGAACUUGUGUGGCCACACUCAAAAUGGCGGAAAAUUUGGAGUCUGGGACGCAAGCGACGCAAGCGGAAGCGGAAGUACGUUUGCUGUUACAUGUGCCGCUCCAACGAGGGGAGAAAACCGCGCUGGGUCGGGAUUGAGUGACACUCCCCGGUUCCACCAUGGGCAAGAAGGGUAAAGUCGGGAAGAGUCGGCGGGACAAAUUCUAUCACUUGGCAAAGGAGACCGGUUACCGUUCCCGCUCUGCUUUCAAGCUGAUCCAGCUGAAUCGCCGCUUUCAGUUCCUGCAGAAAGCUCGAGCCUUGCUGGACCUGUGUGCUGCGCCAGGGGGAUGGCUGCAGGUGGCUGCCAAGUUUAUGCCAGUAUCCAGCCUUAUUGUGGGAGUGGACCUGGUUCCAAUCAAGCCUCUUCCGAAUGUGGUGACACUCCAGGAGGACAUCACAACAGAACGCUGUCGGCAGGCCCUGAGGAAGGAGCUGAAGACCUGGAAAGUUGAUGUUGUGCUCAAUGAUGGGGCCCCCAACGUUGGGGCUAGCUGGGUCCAUGAUGCUUACUCGCAAGCCCAUUUGACAUUGAUGGCUCUGCGUUUGGCUUGUGAUUUCCUGGCCCGUGGUGGCUGCUUCAUCACAAAGGUUUUCCGUUCCCGUGACUAUCAGCCCCUACUGUGGAUCUUCCAGCAGCUGUUCCGCCGUGUCCAGGCCACCAAGCCCCAAGCCUCCCGCCAUGAAUCUGCAGAGAUCUUUGUAGUCUGCCAAGGAUUCCUGGCUCCUGACAAGGUUGACAGUAAAUUCUUUGACCCCAAAUUUGCCUUUAAGGAGGUUGAAGUUCAGACAAAGACUGUUACUGAGCUGGUUACUAAGAAGAAGCCAAAGGCUGAGGGCUAUGCCGAGGGCGACCUCACUCUCUAUCACCGUACCUCAGUCACUGACUUCCUCCGAGCUGCUAACCCUGUUGACUUCCUCUCCAAAGCCAGUGAGAUCUCGCUAGAUGAUGAAGAGUUGGCACAGCAUCCAGCUACCACUGAGGACAUACGGGUGUGCUGUCAGGACAUCAAAGUGCUGGGGCGCAAGGAGCUUAGGUCCCUACUGAACUGGAGAACGAAGCUUCGGCGAUAUGUGGCCAAGAAGCUGAAAGAGCAAGCAAAGGCACUGGACAUCAGCCUCAGCUCAGGAGAGGAAGAGGAAGAAGGUAAUGAAGAGGAGUCAACAGCCAGGACCGUGAGGCAGCCCUCUAAGGAGGAGGAGGAGGAGGAACAACUGAACCGAACCCUGGCAGAGAUGAAGGCCCAGGAGGUGGCAGAAUUAAAGAGGAAGAAGAAGAAGCUGCUGCGUGAGCAGAGAAAGCAACGGGAACGUGUGGAGCUGAAGAUGGAUCUGCCUGGGGUUUCCAUCGCAGAUGAGGGGGAGACUGGCAUGUUCUCCCUACGCACCAUUCGGGGUCACCAGUUGUUAGAGAAGGUAACAGCAGGGGAUAUGAGCGCUGCAGACACGUUUCUGACAGAUCUGCCAAGAGAUGACAUCUAUGUAUCAGAUGUUGAGGAUGACAGUGCCUCUCUGGAUAGUGACCUGGAUCCAGAGGAGCUAGCAGGAGUUGGAAGACCUCAGAGGCUAAGGGACCAAAAGCGUGUACAAUUUGCUAAAGUAGAAGAUGAUGAAAAAGAAGAGGAGGAAGAAGAGAAUCCACUGCUGGUGCCACUGGAGGAAAAGGCAGUCCUGCAGGAAGAACAGGCCAACCUGUGGUUCUCAAAGGAUGGCUUCAGUGGAAUUGAGGAUGAUGCUGAUGAGGCCCUAGAGAUCAGUCAAGCCCAGCUGUUGUACGAGAGCCGCCGGAAGGGACAGCCACCAUCACCUUCCAGUUUGAAGACUGAGAGAAAACCUCCCCAGUGCCGGGAUGAGGCUGCUAAGGGGGCAGAGGCUCCUUCAGGGACAGAGGCUGCCACUGGCCCUGGAGAAGAAAAAAGAGAUGGCAGCUCAGACAGUGACAGCAGUAGCAGUGAGGAUGAAGAGAGUUGGAAACCACACCGCAGUAAGAAGCGAAGCCGUAGGCCUGAGUCACAAGAUGAUGAUGGGUUUGAGAUAGUGCCUAUAGAGGACCCAGUGAAACAUCGGAUACUGGACCCUGAAGGCCUUGCUUUAGGUGCUAUUAUUGCCUCUUCCAAAAAAGCCAAGAGAGACCUCAUAGAUAACUCCUUUAAUCGGUAUGCGUUUAAUGAGGAUGAGGGGGAGCUUCCAGAGUGGUUUGUGCAGGAGGAAAAGCAGCACAGGAUACGGCAAUUGCCUAUUGACAAGAAGGAGGUGGAGCGUUACCGGAAACGCUGGCGGGAAAUCAAUGCACGUCCCAUCAAGAAAGUGGCUGAGGCCAAGGCCAGAAAGAAACGGAGGAUGCUGAAGAAGCUGGAGCAAACCAAGAAGAAGGCAGAAGCUGUGGUGAACACGGUGGACAUCUCGGAACGAGAGAAAGUGGCACAGCUUCGAAGUCUCUACAAGAAGGCUGGGCUUGGCAAGGAGAAACGCCAAGUCACCUAUGUUGUAGCCAAAAAAGGUGUGGGCCGAAAAGUGCGCCGGCCAGCUGGAGUCAGAGGUCAUUUCAAAGUGGUGGAUUCAAGGAUGAAGAAGGACCAAAGAGCACAGCAACGGAAAGAGCAGAAGCAGAAGCAAAAACACAGGCGCAAGUGAGCAGAACCACUAGGGCCUCUGAGAAGACAGUGUAAGGACGAGGAGGAGUGAUUCAGUGCCGCUUACUCCAGCCUCCGUGGUAUCAGCCCUACAUUUCCUUGCAUCACAGUUGUCUGAAAAGACAGUGAGGUGGGGUGCCUAGAACUCUCAUGUUGAUCCUGAGUGGUGAGCACAUCCUCCUGGCUUAAAGGAGAGGUCUCUUGCUAAAGCAUUGCUGAAAUGUCCUGGUGGUGCUGUAACAGACCCACAACCCUUCUGUGAAGAAUGUGGGGUACUGGAUGAAAAGUCCUAAGGGGAAAUUCAGUGUUGGGGUGGCAUUUCUUAGAGUCUAUUCCUGGACAAGUGGAACUCUCAAGUCUUCCCCCAUUCUCUUCCACUGUCGUGAAUAAAACCACGAUGAUAGA